Molecule: messenger RNA, 1128 nt
Organism: Ricinus communis (castor bean)
Lineage: Eukaryota; Viridiplantae; Streptophyta; Magnoliopsida; Malpighiales; Euphorbiaceae
Exons: 2
Coding region: 1-1128 (375 amino acids)
Molecular function (GO): nucleic acid binding; zinc ion binding
Source: RefSeq, a predicted model, not a curated record
AUGCCUGUUAAACAAUAUGCUACUAUCUCAGACUUGGUGCCUCGAGCAUCCAAACCGGCAUCCAAACCUGCAAAAAGGACAUCCUCAACUCCCUCAUCCUUUCCAUCCAAGCCUUCAAAGGAUAAAGGGCCUACUAAAACACAGAUGGCUAUACAGCAAAACCCUCCUAUCUUUACGGAGUCUACCCCUUCCUCAACUGGGUCGUAUAUUUCAGAUUCAGAUCGGUUCACUGGCACAUUACGGGAAUGGUUCUCUCACUUGUCUGAAUACCAGCAGCUUCAAUUUGUUCAACUUGGUUCUAUCACUCAAGCUCUGGCACAAAUCCAUCAACAGUUUCUAGGAGACUACAAUUUAAUUUUCAGACAAAGAAAACAAGAGUACUUUGAUCGCAAAUGCUGUUCUAUGAAGAGAAAAGAUCUAGAAGUUCACUAUGUUCAUAUGUCCAAACUCUAUUAUGAACUCGCCGGGCCCAAUAGUGAUGAUCUCAAAUAUACUUUUGUCAGCUCUCUGCCUGAAGAAAUGCACCCUGAAAUUCAACGCAUGAUGACAGAAACUCACAGAGAUAUCACUCAUAUUUCUCUCGGAGAAAUCUGGCAAUUCACCCUGGCCACUCUAGACAAGAUGUGUGAACAGCAGAAACUUUUCAAAAAGAUUGCAAAAGGAGAAGCAUUGCUAAGAAACUUAUGCAACAGGGAUUAUCUCCAAAUCAAAUGCAAAGAGAAACACUGUGACUGCAGAUCAAAGAAGAAAAAGCAUUUUUCUUCUCAUUCAAAGGAAUCUUCUCAUUACAAGCAAAGAAAGGGAAGGAAGAUACGCUGGUUCAAAAGGAAAUCGACAAACAAGCGUAAAUCAGAUCGGUGCUACAUCUGUGGCCAAAGAGGGCACUAUGCAAAGAAAUGCCCUAACAAGCCGAAUCAGACUGUUGCUCUUCUUCAUCAAUUAAAAGACUCAUGUCCAGAAGAUCUAUCUGACCAUGACCUUGAGUCUCUUUUCUCAGAAGAAGAAAUGGCGUCUUCUCAGACUCUAUUUGCCAUUCCGUACUCAGACAACAGCACAGAUGAUGAAAAUUCUUCAGACGAAGAAACAUCUAUUCUUACUAUUGGUCCUGCUGAUGUGGAAAAGGAAUAG